ACACCACCUUAGUGCUUAGGAUUUUGACUCUUUUGCUUUUAGUUGCAUCUGCUGUGUUAAUGGUUUGCAACAAUUACAAGCUUGGAGGUGAUAAGACCACUUGGAAGGAUCUAAAGACUUACAGGUAUGUUUUCGCAACGGCUGUCAUUGGUGCUGUCUACGCGUUGAUUCAAAUUCCUUUCGCUUUUUACUACGCGUGCAAUGGAAAGAGACUGAUUCGCCAUUCGUGCCUCCCUGAAUUUGACUUCUAUGCUGAUAAGUUGAUCAGCUACAUAUUGGCAACCGGGGCGGGUGCAGGCUUUGCUGCAUCAAUGGAGUUGAAGGACGUUGUGGAUGGUUUGGUGGCUCUGCUAUCUUUUAUAUUAGCUGCAGCGAAAUCAGAUAUCGACCUGGGGUUUGAUAUUGAUCAAUUCAAGUCAAGAGUAGAUAAGUUUCUCGAUCACGGUAUCAUUGCUACGAUUCUCCUAACUCUUGGUUUUGUUUGCAUGGCGAUCAUCUCAAUUCUCUCAUCUCUCAAUCGAUCCCAUGGAAGGAACUACUUUGGCUAGAGUCAGUUAAUUUGAAAUAUCCUACGUAAACUAAAUCUAAUUCAUUGUUAAUAUGUAACAUCAUAUAUUUGUUACAUUUGUUAAACUUAUAUAAUAUUUUAAAUCGACAUUGUACUUUUUUAUCUUGAUAUGAUUAAUUCCGUCAAAAUGUUUCGUAUACAGGACUUAUGAUUUGU
Molecule: messenger RNA, 724 nt
Organism: Helianthus annuus (common sunflower)
Lineage: Eukaryota; Viridiplantae; Streptophyta; Magnoliopsida; Asterales; Asteraceae
Product: CASP-like protein 4D1
Exons: 3
Coding region: 60-548 (162 amino acids)
Source: RefSeq, a predicted model, not a curated record